CAGUUGUUGUACCAACUGCCACAGUUCACAUGGGAUAAACAACCCAAACGUACGGAGGAGCUGAUUUGUAUCACCUGGAUAUGCAAAGUUUGUGAAGAGCAAAGAUGACUUCUGACGCAGAGAGAGAUAGACCUGCUGGCAGUUACAGUAGCUUUGGUCCUAUCAAGGAGAAGAACAAAGUAAUAACAUGUAACUCACAACCCUUUUUAAAGCCAGAAUUUGCUCAGGGGCUGAUACAGCUUAUGAAAAAAGUCAGCAAAAUACUACUCUCAAAGCUGUCUAUUGCAAAACAUUGGGACAGAAAUCAACAGCAAUUCAACAGUAGAGCUGAUCCACAACAUGUUCCUAAUUCUGGAUGGAAAUUGAUUACCAAGACUAGAGCUGAGGUCAGACUAGACCCAUCUACCGCAAACCCGUGUCUGAAGAUAUCCCCGGACAGGAGAGGGUUGAAAAUGGACGAGAUCGUGGAGAGCAUCUACGACCCAUGGGAAGGCUUCACAAGAACCAAACACCAAUAUGACGGCUGGUGGUGCGUGUUGGGCAAAGAGGGCUUUGCUUCCGGAAAGCACUACUGGGAGGUGGAUGUCAGAGGCAAGAGGGAGUGGAGGGUGGGGGUGGUCAGGGAGUCAGCUCCCCGAAAUGGCUUUAAAAGUCUGAACCCGAAAACCUAUCACUGGACUUUGAAACUGCAGCUGGGCCGGCUCAUGGCCAUGACGGUUCCCGUCACUAAGCUAGCCAGAUGUGCCCCCGGUGUGUUGGGUGUGUUCCUUGACAUGGAGGAGGGAAAUGUGUCCUUCUACGAUGUGAGGAACAGGUUCCACAUCUACUCGUUCAAUGACAGUUUCGAUCUUGAUGAAAAGAUUUUCCCUGUGUUUGGCACCGUUGAGACGGGGAAAGAGAUGCGCAUCGUGAAAUGAAAUGAAUUGCACUGCAUUUAGCUGCAAAAAACAUGGUCCAAAGGUUAGUAUUCUAAUUAAAUGUGUGUAAAUGAU
Gadus morhua (Atlantic cod) is the source of this 992-nucleotide messenger RNA. Its product is annotated as E3 ubiquitin-protein ligase TRIM39-like. The coding region runs from base 105 to 917 and encodes 270 amino acids. The record is from RefSeq and is a predicted model, not a curated record. Gene Ontology annotation, molecular function: protein binding. The transcript has 7 exons. NCBI's taxonomy places the organism in Eukaryota, Metazoa, Chordata, Actinopteri, Gadiformes, Gadidae.